ACAAGUUAAAGAGAAAAGAAAUGUACCAGGAAUAAAAUAAUGUCCAAUUAAUACAUAGUGAUGAAUUCAAAAAAACAAAUGCUAUAAUUUCUCCAAGUACUACAAUCUCUCUUGCUUCCUCCAAGUGAUGCCAUAUCUCAUAAUUCUUCUUUUCAUCUUUGUGGUAGCAAGUGAGAACCAAGUCUUGAAGAAAUCUCUCCAAGAUAAUGGAGUAUUAAUCAUUCCCACCCAGGAUUUUGAGGCUGCCAAAUUCCUUACUUCAACAAGAACUAACACCAAGGAAAAAAAUUCAAUGCAUCUCCCUCCUCAUAUUGACAAAAGUAUGGAGAGCAUACUUGAAAGAUAUGAGAGAUGUUCUUAUGCAGAAAGGCAGCAUAAUGCAACAAAUGAAUCAUUGGGAAGCUGGACUCUUGAUUAUGCAAAGCUCAAGGCAAGGCUAGAUGUUGUUCAGAGAAACCAAAGGAACUAUAUGGGAGAAGAUUUGGACACAUUGAAUCUAAAAGAGCUUCAGAACUUGGAAAACCAAUUGGAUGUAUCUCUUAAGCACAUUCGAUCUCAAAAGAAUCAACUAAUGCUUGAAUCUAUCUCCGAGCUUCAGAAAAAGAUAAAAGAAAGGGAGAAGCAUAAGGAAGCUGCUGCAGAAUUGGAACAAUCAAAUUAUGAGCUUGACUCAUCACCAUUCGCACCAUCACAACAGCUACACUCCAUAAAUAUUGGUAGUGGCAAUUACAAGCAGAAAACAACAGAAAACGUCAAUGGACAAAUGGAAGAAAGGGCUUCCAUUGUUAAUACAGUGAUGCCUCCAUGGAUGAUUCGCCAUGUCAAUGGUUAAAACUAUGUCCAAAGUUUCUACAUACUUUGUUGAUUUCUAUAAUCAUGUUUUACAGUAUAGUAAAUAAGAAUAUAAAGUUUUUCCAUGUUUUGUUUCUUUACAUAAUUUUACAGUAUUGUAAAUAGGAAUAUAUACUUUGCUGGUGGGAAACUUGGCACCUUUGCCUAUACUAUGUUAUUAAAUUUUGUGUUAA
Molecule: messenger RNA, 1025 nt
Organism: Impatiens glandulifera
Lineage: Eukaryota; Viridiplantae; Streptophyta; Magnoliopsida; Ericales; Balsaminaceae
Product: agamous-like MADS-box protein AGL8 homolog
Exons: 7
Coding region: 128-832 (234 amino acids)
Biological process (GO): regulation of DNA-templated transcription
Cellular component (GO): nucleus
Molecular function (GO): DNA-binding transcription factor activity
Source: RefSeq, a predicted model, not a curated record